AGUGUAGAAAUGGAAGAAGAAGUGCCAAACAAGGAUUCCCCUAAAGACACAGAUGUGAAGAAGGUGCAUUGUAAAUCUGAAACCAAGCGAUACAGCGAGAUCUUCAGGGACUUCGAUAAUCUUGAUUUAUCUUUAAUCUCAUCUGCAGGGGAGGAUCUGCUGGCAGACACUGACUCACCGCCCAUCUCAGAAUCACUUUCUGCAGAAAUAACAGAGCAACAAGAUGUGUCUUACGAAGAUACCUUUAGCCCACAGAGACGGGCUGAGGCCAUUGAAGUGGAUGGAAACCAAUCAGCCCAGGAAGCAGAUCUGGCCCUAUGUCGCUCUGAGGAUGGGGUGGAGACAGCACUGCAGUACACCAAGAUGUGGUGCCGCUACGCCAAAGACCUCCUGGCCUGGAUGGAGAAAAGAAUCAACUUGGAACAAGAAUUUGCAAAGAAUGUGAUGAAGACAGCUGAAGGGGCAAAAGCCAACAUGGCACAGCAGGAAAUGAUGCCCCUGCAGUACCUCUACACAAAGGCACUAGAGCAGGACAUCAAGAACAGUCUGACUAGCAGAAAGACUUAUGAACUGCUACACAACCGCUGUUACCAAGCCUUGGCUGCCAAGAAGAAUGAGAUUGAUAAGUGGCGCAGAGAGUUUAAGGAGCAGUGGGCAAGAGAACAAAGGAGGAUGAACGAGUCAGUGGCAGCUCUUAAAAAGGCUCGUCAGCAAUACCUCCAGCGCUGUGAUGAGCUAGAAAAGGCUAAAGCUGUCUCUGCUAAAGCUGUGGAUGACACAGCUGGAAUCAAAACGCUGGAUAAAAGACGGAAGUCUAAGGACGAAGCCAAGACUAAGGUGGUGGAGGCAGAGCUUCUGUACAGAGAUUGUGUGCGUGAUGCCAAGCUCCACCAGGAGGAGUUAGUGAAGGCCAAAGAGAGAAUUAUUUCCCACAUUCGCAAGCUCAUCUGUCAGGGAGACACUGUGCUCAAGGAGGCCACAGUCAACAUGUUUUUCUACCAGCGGCAGCAGACAGAGCCUAUUCCCCUUGGCUAUCACAACCUGGAGGUGACAUGCAGGUCCCUGGAGGCUGGUGAGGCCUACAUGCUCUACAUUCUCAGCAAACGUCAACCUGAACAACCUCUCCAGGUCUUCACCUUCCAGGAGUAUGUUCCUCAGGGCAAAGGGCACAAAAGGAAAACAAGCAACACCAUCGGCUCUCUGCAGGACUCUUCACUCAUGACAGAUGACAACGCUUACAGACGACCCAGCGAUGGCAGGAAAACGGGCUACAGUGAUAAUGAGAGUAUUGGAGGCAGUUUGGAAUCUCUGACCAGCCCUGCUCACCCUAACAGGAGGGUGCCUAAAACCUCGUCCACAUUGACAGUGUCAUCAGAUGACCUGGAUGACCGGGAUGUGGCGUCAGAAUCAGAGUACAUUGACAUUCAACCAGGCAAGGUGCGGACACCUUCGGGAGCUGCACUGACACACCAGCUCAGGAAGAUGAAGAGCAAGAUGGUCAAAUGCAAGCAGUGUGAUAACUACAUUGUCGUCAGUGGGGUCGAAUGUGAGGAGUGUGGGCUGGCUUUGCACAGGAAGUGCAUGGAGGUGUGUCAGCUGGAGUGUGAGCACAGGAAGGGGACUGUGUUCGGAGUGGACCUCUCUCUGCUGCCACGUGACUCACCAGAUGAGGUGCCCUUUGUGGUGCUGCAGUGCACGUCUGAGAUUGAGAGUCGCGCUCUCUCGGUCCAGGGGGUGUAUCGUGUGAGUGGGUCCAAGCCUCGCAUCCAGAGGCUCUGCCAGGCCUUUGAGACACAAAAGGAGCAGGUGGACCUCUCUGACCUCUCACCACAUGACAUCACCUCGCUCCUUAAACACUUCUUCAAGGAGCUCCCGGAGCCCUUACUAACCUUUGACCUGUACAAUUGUUUCAUCGCGGUUGGAAAGACCAUUCAGAGCCAGAGCGAAAGGGAGUUAGACACUAAUGAGAUAAUGGAUACAGUUAACAACCUACAAAGGCUACUACAGAAACUCCCUCCAUAUUGCUACAGCACCCUGCAACACCUGAUAUCUCACCUGCAAAGAGUUUCAGAGAACUGCGAGAACAAGAUGUCCCCUAGCAAUUUGGGUAUUGUGUUUGGGCCAACACUACUGCGCCCCCUUGUGUCUACAGACAUGUCAAUGAUUGCCCUGCUGGAGAUCACUUACCAGGCUGUGCUUGUUGAGUUCCUCAUUACACACCAUGACAAGGUUUUUGGCCUUCAGCGAAGACCCAGUACGCCCCCUCCACCAGCCCCCACUGCACCUCUUCCAGACACCCCUCCCAGAGCUUCCUGUCCCCUGGAUGAGGAAGUUUACACUGGCUUGGAACAUAAAACCUCCUCACGAGAGCGUCAACAUUCACUAGAAAGUCGAGCAAUCAAGAGAGAGUCAAGCGAGGGUUAUAUAUCUGACAAGUCUUCAUCCAAUGAGGCAGUGGACCAGCUCAGCACUGAAGCCAGUGAGAGAGCAGUCCUGGCUUUGAGAGGGGCAUCAAGCCAUCCUCAGGGUGAGCCGGUGGGGGAACCAGACUCCAAUUUGGGAAACCAACCACACUAUCGCUUCACCAGACAGCCUGUGAAGUAUUACCGGCAUCAUAACCCAGGAACCCGAGUCUCCAACCCAGGUCGUGCAGCCAGACAGCCUGCAGCCUCAGCGAGGGCCAGUCCAGGGAGUGCAGACAGCAGCCGCAGCUCCUCUCCAGAGCCAGGGAAACAGAGACUUUCCCAAAGCUUAGAUGUCCACAGUGAGAACACCCGCCAGCCCCACCAGGCCACCGAUGCCACAGGGACUAAAGUGGACGUCCCACUGAGCCCCCGUGAGGUUGUGCAGUACAUGCUGGGAUUAGACUCAACAUUUACAUCAGCUGCAACAUCACACAGGACGGCACAGGAGUCUUCUCAGGAAGUGGCAACUAGGUGUCAAGCUGAACAGAACAUACAUCUGCCUAAUAGUAGACAGAGUACUGGACAUAGUCAGGCUCUGUUUCAGUCACCAAAGACACACCCUGUUGAGCACAACCUGUCCUCCCCAGCCCAGAAGAUCCUUUCUGGGCUGAAGCUGAAACGCAGUCACUCAGGGAAGGACGAGCAGCUCUUUGUCUGAGAAAAUACAGUUUCCAGUUUACUGGAAUACAUUCACACACACUGCAGGAUGUAAAAUCAUUAAUAUCACUUUUAUCUUGUGUAAAGACUGCUACUACAAUUCAAGUUUCAUGCAGUUUUCAUGAAUAAAAUUCUCCCACAUUUUACACCAAGGUAUCACCUGUAACACAAAAUGUAACUUAACAUUCCCAGAUGAAGACUCAAUUAUCAAAGAGUUAAAUGUCCCAAACUCACAAUUGAGUCACUCUUUGAGGAAACUCAGUUGAAAAGUUCAGGUGUGAUACUUACUUGGAUGCCACUGCUUUAUUACCACUAAUCCUCUUCAAGAUUUUGAUCUACUGGCCAUCCAGCUGUCUCAUACUCUGACCAGACAAGAGUGGUUUACGUAUUUAUCACUUUUUGAAUUUUUCUGGUGCAUAAUGUAACAACAGGUUACAGGUGGUUUGAGAUUGCAGGUUAAGAGAUGCAAACCAGAACAUAAAUAUCAAGGUCUUUCAGGUUUUGUCCUGAACAAAAAAUUAUGAAAAUCUGCAAAAUACAAACGCUAUCAAGUGUUGUAUUUAUAUACAUAUAUGUAUCAUAGGCUCCAGGUGUAUUUUUUUUUUUUUACUAGUACAUAAACAAAUAUAUGCCUUCUAUGGUGGUGUGAAGUUAUCUUUUUUUGUUUCAUGCACCUUUCCUAUGUUGGCACAAGGGGGCGGUCUUCUCCUAGUGUUUGGAGACGUAACAGACACAAUAGUA
This is a messenger RNA of Chelmon rostratus (copperband butterflyfish), 3863 nucleotides long. RefSeq names its product GEM interacting protein. The record is from RefSeq and is a predicted model, not a curated record. The transcript has 21 exons. Lineage: Eukaryota; Metazoa; Chordata; Actinopteri; Chaetodontiformes; Chaetodontidae. Gene Ontology annotation, biological process: signal transduction; negative regulation of GTPase activity; activation of GTPase activity. Gene Ontology annotation, molecular function: GTPase activator activity. The coding region runs from base 10 to 3123 and encodes 1037 amino acids. Gene Ontology annotation, cellular component: plasma membrane.